Helobdella robusta is the source of this 2127-nucleotide messenger RNA. RefSeq lists its product as hypothetical. The transcript is spliced from 14 exons. Gene Ontology annotation, biological process: cell adhesion. Gene Ontology annotation, molecular function: protein binding. The annotation marks the transcript as partial. NCBI's taxonomy places the organism in Eukaryota, Metazoa, Annelida, Clitellata, Rhynchobdellida, Glossiphoniidae. The record is from RefSeq and is a predicted model, not a curated record. Gene Ontology annotation, cellular component: membrane.
UAUGAGUUGACAAUAAAGCCAGCAAAAGCAGAAUUUUUGGGCUCGUUGGGUUCGGGAGCGUCAUUUUCAUGCGAAGUUUGUGAUCUUUCUGGGGAUGGCGAGCUUGAAGGCAACAUCAUCAUUCAAUGGUUCAACAACCACAACAAGGAAAUCACCAGUGAUAAAGAUGAGAGGGUGGUUGUUGCUAAAGAUGGGACUAAGGCCAAGAAAUUAGUGAUAAGGAGAAUAAUUGAAAGUGAUGCUGGCGAUUAUCGUUGUGCAUUCCGCGUCGGUCAUAUCACAAAUUCUAAAAGCAUCAAGUUAUCCGUUUUCAAGGACAUGUCCUUCGACCAUGCUCCCAAUCCUCAACAUCCUCGCAUUCACACGACAGCCAUCAUCGAAUGUCAAGUUAGUGGAGUGCCUGCUCCCGAAGUUUCCUGGAGAUUUAACGGGAAAAAAAUUAUUUACGGCGACAAGUACAAACAGUUAACUAAAGGUUUGCAAAUAAAAAAUAUUUCCUUGGCUGAUAAUGGAAAUUAUACGUGCAUAGCUGAAAUAUCAGACAGUGGAAGAUACGAUGAAAAGAGAAUUACCGUCGUCGUGCAUGUGCCGCCUGUAAUGAUUCAUGGACCAGGGCAUCAGAAAGGGAUAGCUGGACACGAACUGUCAUUGUAUUGUAAAGCUGAAAGCGAUCCCAUGCCAAGUUAUGAAUUUUACAAAGGUAAAAAUGAAAAAUUGUUAACCUCUUCACCGUCGGACAGAAUUCAAAUCGACAGCCAUCUCGGUAAGCUGACCUUCAAACCGUUAAAAAAAGAUGACCAUGGUAUUUAUAGGUGCAAAGCUUUAAACGACGUCGGUGAGGCAUCUGCUAACGGCUCCUUGCAUGUCUUAGUUGCGCCGCAUAUAUAUGAAUUGAAGAAUGUGACAGCACAAGAAGGUCAAGAUGCAAAAAUAACGUGCAAGAGUCACGGGGACCCAAUGCCUUUUAUGGAAUUUCAAAAAGUUGGACACUCGCCAUUUAAAAACGGGUCAAAUGAUGGAGGAAGAAUAACUGUGAGGCAUCGGCCUGCAAACAUUUUAGAAAUAGAAAUUAAGAAAGUUCAACCACACGAUAGCUCUAACUACACUUGUCUGACCAAAAAUUCAGCGGGAGAACACAAUGCUACUAGUCACUUGACAGUCCACUAUCAACCAAAGUUUCCGAGUGACCACAUAAGGCAAGUAUUUAGUUGGUCCGGUAGAUUGCAUAAUAUAACUUGUAAUGCCCAUGGUAAUCCUCAUCCGACUUUUGAAUGGUGGCAUCUUGAAAGACUACUUACAAACAAUGAAACUUUUAACAUUUUUACUUCGGCCAGAAACAGUAGUUUACAAAUUCGAGUAAGAGAAGCCGACCAAAGUUGGAUAUUUGGAGAAUAUAUUUGUAGGGCAAAAAAUAACAAAGGAAGUAAAGACAUGAAAAUUUUGCAUUCCAGGGCUUCUCUCCCAGACCCACCCUCCGAUGCAAGCGUGAAGGAAAACACACCAAACCUCCUUAUUAUUAACGUUAAGCCUCCUUUCUCUGUAGGAGGCGUCAAACUUCUCGGCUAUAGGAUAGAAUACAACAACAAAGUUACUGAUUUCACGACCAUGCGUAUUUCAAAUUUACUCUUAGGUGACGAUUUGAAAAUGGAAAAUUUAAAACCUGCAACUCAAUACCAAUUCAAAGUACGUUCGAGGAACGAAGUUGGUGUAGGCAAAUAUCGCGAGUUGGUUGCAACGACUUUAAACAUAACAAAACCAUAUCCAAUAAAACUCGUUUCGCCAAAACAAAGCAAGGACCCUUGGAGUUACAAAAUUGUUUGGGAAAAACCGAAGACAGGAGGAAAGCCUAUAAAAGAAUAUGAAAUACGUUACAGAAGAGUACGAAUGAAACAAGAUGGCAUCUCUGAACCCUUAGAAAACUGGGUGUCUAAAACCAAAGACGAAAACGCAUAUAAACCAUCUGUGGAGUAUAUUCUUUCCAAUUUAAAUCCUAAGACCAAUUAUCAACUGCAGAUAUUUGCUAAAACUGAUAUUGGUACAUCAACUCAAUCCGAAAAAUUUAUUUUUAAAACUGCUGCCGGUAAGUAUAUUACAAAUUUUGAAAUGAUUUUAAAACGAUUUCGUUGA